Messenger RNA from Nestor notabilis (Kea), 2016 nucleotides. RefSeq names its product stimulated by retinoic acid 6 (gene STRA6). Gene Ontology annotation, cellular component: plasma membrane. The transcript has 17 exons. NCBI's taxonomy places the organism in Eukaryota, Metazoa, Chordata, Aves, Psittaciformes, Psittacidae. Bases 1 to 2016 code for a protein of 671 amino acids. Gene Ontology annotation, biological process: vitamin A import into cell. Gene Ontology annotation, molecular function: retinol transmembrane transporter activity; signaling receptor activity. The record is from RefSeq and is a predicted model, not a curated record.
AUGGCAGCCAACAGCUCCGGCGGGAUGCCGGAUGCUCCUCUGGACAGCAGCUUUGCCAGCACUGAUGACCUUGUUUCUGACUGGUACAUCUAUGAAACCAUGGAGCCAGCCGUGCCACAGGAUGACAUGUUUCCCAGCAUAAUCCCAGACUGUGACCCCACCAUUUCUCCCAGGCUGUAUCACAUCUGCAUGGCGCCCAUCUCCCUGGCCGUGCUCCUGGGCUUGUCCUUCCUGGUGAAGCGCAGGCGUCUCCACUGGAGCUGCUGGAAUGGUGUCCCAGGACUGCUCAGCCCAGCUAACUUCCUGGAGGAGGAAGGCAACCGCGGGCUGGUGGCUGCAGUGUUUGGCAUCCUGUUCUCAUCCCUGUGUGUGCUGGUCUUGGACACGGACCCUCUGCCGCUCAUCGCUCGCUCCUCCCAGAGCACCCGGGAGUACUGGAAGAUCCUGGCUUUGCUCUACUACCCUGCCUUCUACUACCCCCUGAUGGCCUGUGCCACUGUCCGGCACAGGGCCAGCUACCUCAUGGGCUGCCUGCUCUCCUGGUGCCACUGCGUGGUCCACAUCUGGCAGAAGGUGGAUUGUCCCCAGUCACCAAAGAUAUACAGGUACUACUCCACACUCUCUUACAUCCCCAUCAUCCUCUGCCUUGUGCUCUUAAGCCUUUGGUAUCCAGCCCUGCUCAUCAAGAGCUUCACCGGGCAGGAGGAGACCUUGGAUAAGGAGGUGCCAGGGAGAGGUUAUUACAAGAAGUACCUAAAGACUGUCCUGUCCAAACGCCCUCAGAAGGGGAGCUCUGCAAAGCUCGAGGAGAGCCUCCUGUCAAGGGUGCAGACGUACUUACGCUCCUACAUCUAUGCUCCUGAGGAAGGUUUCCGGAUCCCACUGAAGCUUGUCGUGUCCAUAACCACGGCCAUGAUUGCUGUCUACCAGGUUGCCCUGUUGCUCCUGGUGGCCGUUGUCCCCACCAUCCAGAUCAUCCGGGCAGGAAUGACAAAGGACAUCGUGGUGCUGUUGGUCCAGUUUGGCUUGGUGCCCUCAGAGAGCCCAGCUGCCCCAGGUGACAUGGAGAAGGAGCUCAAGACUGUCAAGUACUACCUGUGGUCACUGGAAGUGUGCUACAUCUGCUCGCUAGUGCUGUGCUGCCUGCUGACCUGUGCCAUGCUCCUGAGAACGCUGGUGAUGCACAGGAACAACCUGAAGGCCCUCUACCAAGGAGCAGUGCUGGAUGUCUUCUACAAAGCCCAUAUCCUCCGCCCAUCCCGACAAGCCAUCGUGUGCUGGAUGAGCUUUGCCAGCUUCCAGACAGCUUUCGCCUGCCUGGGUCUCCUCAUCCAGCAAGUGAUCUUCUUCAUCUGCUCAGUGGGUUUCACCUUCCUCUUUGUCAUCCCGCUCCAGUCGGGCACAAACACUCACCUCUUCAGGAUCAUCCAGAACAUGUGGCCCUUCUGGUUGACCCUGGUGGUUGCCGUCGUUGUGCAGAACUUGGCAGCUCACUACCAGUUCCUGGAGCAGCAUCCCCUCCGGAAGGAGCUCACCAACAGGCGAGCUCUGUACAUAGUCACCUACCUGCUCUUCCCCAUCAACGUGCUGGUGGGCAUCCUGGCUGGGGUGUGGAGGAUGGUCAUAUCCGGGCUUUAUAACUCCAUCCACUUCUGCCAGCUGGACAUCAUUAACCGUGGUGUGGAGAACUUCGACCCAGGCUACCACACUUACUGCCACUAUCUGAAGAUUGAAGUCAGCCAGUCUCACCCGGUGAUGAAAGCCUUCUGCUUGCUGCUCCUCCAGCUGGCCAGGCCAGAGGGGCCAUCGGGGCUCCGGGCCAGCAACAUGGAAGAAGGCAUCCAGCUGAUGCAGCACAAGAAGGCGCCUCCGAGCAGAGCCCGGUUCAAGCAGAGCAGAGCCCGCUGGUGGUUGGCUUAUACCCUCCUCAACAACCCCUCGCUGACUGCCUGCAGGAAAACUGCCCUCUGUGACCCCACAGCCAACGGCACCCAGCUCAGCACCCCCGAGCCUUGA